This is a messenger RNA of Polyodon spathula (Mississippi paddlefish), 3290 nucleotides long. RefSeq lists its product as uncharacterized. Lineage: Eukaryota; Metazoa; Chordata; Actinopteri; Acipenseriformes; Polyodontidae. The coding region runs from base 1023 to 3290 and encodes 755 amino acids. The record is from RefSeq and is a predicted model, not a curated record. The transcript has 4 exons.
UAGCAAUUAUUUUAAACACAGUUGUACAAAAAAAAAAAAAACUAUUAAAUAGACAGGCGUUUUCAUCAACGCUGACAUCUCCAUGAAAAAAAAUCUAAUUUUAUAAUAGAAAUGUAGUUCUCCUGUAUAACUGUUGAGUGUUUAAAGUUAGGAAUGCACUCAUUUAAAAUAAAAAUCUUUUAAACAAAUUCAGAUUUUUCCUGCUUGUUGUUCAAAUUUUUACCCAGUAGAACUUCCGAACUUAAAUUACCUUCAAGUUUUAGUUUGCACUUAGUAACCAUGACAUCACUGAAUUGGAGUGAUGUCAUAAUGCUAUCACAGAACAACGCUAUUGUGACGUCAUGUGGAACAUUCCUCAAACGCAUCCCACUGGUAUUUCAGGAUCAAUGUUUGUUUCUGAAGUUCCCGUUUUUAAUUAGAUUCCCUCUUGAGGGCUCAGUGCUGUAAUAGAUGAUCACAUUUUAAACUGCUGAAAUCCACUCAGUCCUGUUGUCGCGAAAAUGCUGAUUGACUCCGGGAAGGGAGAGGAUGAAGAUUUCGGGAAUGUUGACCCGGAAAGCGGUCGGAUUGAGAUCCCACACUCCGUGCAGCUGGUCUUCCAGACCAUUCAGUUCGCCCAGCUGCAGCGCGCCCAGAAGGUAAACGGCCUCACUGUAUUUUAUUCACUUGUUAGAACCCAGUUGCGUUUGAGGGAGAUCAGUGAAUCACAAGCAGGUCAAAUAGCCUAUUUAAUGAAGCAUGUUAAUAAGUGUUCGAUGGCAGCCUGUAAUCAAGCUGAGAUUUGCACUGGUUUUGCUCGCGGGCCUGACACAGCAGAGAGUGUGUGAGACUGGAGGUAGCCACUGAACACUUCUAAACAUGCAUGAGAGUGUAACGCUUUCUACAGGGAGUGAGUUGGUAAAAUGAUCUGAAACAGCAGCUUGCUACUGGUCUGAUAUAUCACAGUUCUCUCAGACUUUUACAUUGCUGUUGUAGAUGUUCAGUUAGCACAUGGUUAGUGUUGGUCUAGAAGGAACUGGACCAUGGUCCAGCAUGAGUCCAUUGCAGUUUUCCCUCUGUUUCCUGCUGUGCAGGACGUAUCUGGGAGUCUGAGCGCGAUCCUAAACAACGUGAACAUGGCGCUGCAUCACAUGCGGGUCGGGAGAGAGCUGGAGGUGGAGGCUGGGCUCAGAAUCCCUCCCGGGUCCGAGCUGGAGGAGAGGAAGAGGAGGAUCGCGCUGAUCCAGAGCAUCGGCUGCUUCAUGAUAUCCAGCUACGACCGCGAGGUGGACCUCAUCCAUCUGCUGAGGUGGAUGCAGGAGACCAGAAACCUGCUGCUGGAAGAGGAGGUGUGGGAGGAUCAGGAGUUGGAGGAGGUGACGGAGGGCUGGGUGACGCUGAUGGAGAUGAAGAUAGGGAAGUCUCUUGAUGCUUUUCAGGGGUGCAUUGUGAAGAUCAGCCGUCUCUGCGCCUUGCUCUUUGACGCAGACCCCCGACGCAAGACACAGGAACUCGACUUGCCGAAGGGUGGUGUGUGGAGAUGGUGGCGUGAGGCGAAACUCGAUGCCAAAAUGAUUGUGAAGAUCCAAGAGCUGAAGCCUCCCAGCAUGGAGAAGUUACUGAAGGAUGAGAGCUUGGGCAACAAGACCUCUGCGGAGCUCACCAGCAUGAUAAACGACAUGAAGAACCUCUUCUCCUGCACCAAGGCUCAGUCCAUAGCCUUCAACCACAUACAGAAGGGGAUCCAGAACAUUAACGCUGCCUUCCAGCAGCGAUGCAAAGAUUUCCACGGCCGCGAAACCUUGGUGCAGUUCAGCGACUCCCAGGCCUGCUCGGAGAGCCUGCUGGAGGAGGUCAGGAGGCUCCGGGAACAGAAGGAGAUGCUGGAGAUGCAGCUGGCGGGGCUGGAGACCAGGUGCUCGGACGCCCUCCUCGAGAACAACAAGCUACAGGAGUCGGUGGAACUGAUGAGAAGAGAGGAAGAUGCGACGAGCAAAACCAAGCUGGAGAUCCAAACUGCACCAGCGUGGAAGAAGAAGCAAAUCCUUCAGCCUGAACCAGAUCGGUGGGAGCUGAGUCCUGUGGAAGUGCCUGGUAUUGAAGAGGAGGACGUGGGGCCAAGUGUAACCCAGCCGGAAAUACCUCCGAAAAAGAAGUUGUGGAAAAGAUGGGACGAGGUGGAGAGGCUGUGCAGGGAACUCCUGGAAGACUUCCAGAGCAAUGUCAUUGACCUGAUCCAGGACUCGAUUGAGCAAGAACCUCUGGGCAAAAUGUGGUCGACUGAAGCGGUGAACUUCUACUGCUCGGCAGAGGACAUGGUCCGGGAGACGUUCUCCAAGCUCCUCGCCAAACUCCAUGACGCCUUCGCCAGCCAGAUCAUCCAAGCACCCGUGCCCGCGCCGGGCAAGGAGUUGCAGCACAUUCCCAAAAUGUCCAGGAGGACUCCCGAGACACUCCAGGAGGUCUCUUACCUCUUUCCCAUGCUGGACCAGAACCUGGAUGACAGCUUGGACCCCACCAUGAUUCAAGCCUCCACCGAGCUGAGGAGUGUCCAGGGCAAGGGGAAGGAGCAGAUCUGCAAGAUGAAGGAGACUCUAGAGGGGCUGAUUGCCACGUCCAACCAGCUGACCAGCCAGGAGCACUCGAAGAGACCCGAAGUCAGGAAAACCAGGGAAAAGACCGUCCAGAGGUACGAGGCGAUCAGCGAGGAACAGGGAGAGGAUGAGACCCAGGAGGAGCAAAGACAGGAGGAGAGGUUGAGCGGAAGAGGCAGGAAGGAGCCCAGACCUAAACCCAAAAUGGCAGUCAAGAAGAAACCCAAGAAGCUCAACGAGGACAUUCUCCGCUACCAGACCGACAUGGAGGUGCAGCAGGAGCACAUCCUGAGAACCAAGAUGGCGAGGCUUCCCUACGGGAUUGACGUGAAGCUCCAGAGGACCAACCUGGAGCUGCUGAGCCAGGCCCUGCUCAGAGGGGACAUCUCUCUACAGAUGCACGUUUUGGGCACAGGCCUGAUAACCCAACUACAAAAUGCAAACGAGACGAGACUGUACUGCCUGGUCAAGAAGUACAUCGCUUUCUGCUGUCUGCGGCAAGUGAGGUGCAACCUGCGCUCGAGGCUGGACUCUGCGAGAAAGGUGGAAGACGGCAAGACGGCGGGGGACAUGUACAAGUUCAUCGAGAAGGUGGACGAUUACCAGAAAACUGUUCUGCAGAGGUGGAGAGAGAAGCAGGACUCUGUGGAGUGUAGACGCAAGACCUGCAUGGCCAAAAUGCUCUAUCUGUUCAGCCAGGUGUGGGGAAGGGGUUAG